AUGUCCACUGAGUCCAGCCGUGCACAACCCAUCGUUGCCAUCGUUGGUGCAACUGGUAACCUAGGAACUGACAUUUCCGAGGCAUUCUUGAAUCACUAUCGUCCCCACUUCCCCCAGGUCAUUGCUGUCGUAAGGGAUCCGACGUCUGCCAAUGCGCGCAAGCUCGCAGACGCUGGUGCUGAGCUGCGCCAAAUUGACACAACAGACAUUGUACUCUCCUUCGCACGUGCUUUCACUGGCGUCGAUGUGGUCGUGAGCGCUGUCAGCAUGGCUCCGGUGGAAUAUCAUGAUGCUUUAUUCGAUGGGGCACUCAAAGCUGGGGUAAAGGUCUACUUCCCAUCGGAAUUCGGAAUGAAUUAUCACCUCAUUGAGUUUCGUGAAUAUAAGGAGCCUAUUUGGGAUGCGAAGGCUCAGCACGUUGCCCAUGCGCGUGAGCUCGCUCAAGGCAAAAUGAAAAUAAUCGUACUAGCAACCGGGCUCUUCACCGAGUAUGUCUUAACCCUGAUGCCACCAUUGAACCAGCCAUGGUUUGAAUUUGAUGCUGCAACUCUGACCUUUGCCUUCGCGGGCUCGCCGGACAGCAAGCUCGCGGUCACUGCGAAAGUGGACAUCGCACGAUCUGUGGCACAACUCACUUUACUGGCUCUCUCUCCAGACUCAGCUGUCCCGGACGUGGUGUACGUCGCGGGCCAGAAUGCCAUCGAAGGCGUCAGCGAGGAGUUUGGGUUAGAGCGAAAGAAGGUAACACUGAACGCCGCAGAUUUGGAGUCAUACAAGAUUGCUGCUCGAGAGGAGGAAGUCAGGAGUGGAAAGCCAAAUAUUUUGAAGCACAUCAAGAUCGCGCUCGGGGAGCACAAGAUGGACUUCUCAUAUAACAACAAUGAGCUUGUGAAUCCCGGAGAGACAUUGUGGAAAUGGAAGCGGGUGGAGGAUCAUUACCAAUUCGGGAACACAAAAUACUGCUUCUAUGAAGAAGUGGUUAAGCCCUGGGACACUGAGCACUUAUCUGUAUAG
Molecule: messenger RNA, 1014 nt
Organism: Postia placenta MAD-698-R-SB12
Lineage: Eukaryota; Fungi; Basidiomycota; Agaricomycetes; Polyporales; Adustoporiaceae
Exons: 9
Coding region: 1-1014 (337 amino acids)
Source: RefSeq, a predicted model, not a curated record